AUGUCCAAACCCGUCUAUAAGCCAAAGGAGAACCCAACGCCUGCCUACCUCCCAACCAAGGGCUCCAUCUUGGAUGUCAACAAGGAGUUCUACGAUGCCAUCGCCAACACCAAGGCCCGCGAGCUGGUUCACCGCGAGAUCUGUCCUAUCCGUAGUGGCAGGGCGUGGAAAGUGCCAGCUGGGUCCAUCGUGCGUAUCACGACACCAGAGGGCCCUCAAGUCUGCGAUUUCAACGUUUGGAGUGCGGACAACUUCAGGGAGAGAUUGUGGGCAGCAAGAACCAGACAGUUACAAGGUGCACAUGUUCGUAAGUACGACCGCCUGUGGUCCAACUUACCGUACUUGAGACCACUGCUGACCGUCACUGGCGACUCUAUCAGGGACCGUAUGGAGAUUGAUCAGAUCCACGACCUGCUGGGAACGAGAUGUGAUCCAUACGUUGAUACUCUUCUGAGUGGUGAGGAUAACGAUUUCCACUGCCAUUCCAACUUGUACAGAGCGAUCAUCCCAUACGGAGGCACUGAGUUUGACGUGCAUGACGUUCUGAACAUCUUCCAAGUGACAGGGUUGGAUCACAAGGGCCGUUACUACAUGGAGACGUGUCCUGCGAUCCCAGGUGACUACUUUGAGUUCUUUGCAGAGGUUGACCUUCUGUGUGCAAUCAGCGCAUGUCCAGGUGGCGAUUUGAGUGCGUGGGACUGGGGUGAAGGAGACGAGGACACCAAGGUUGACAUGGUUGAUUGCUGCAGACCACUGGGCAUCGAGGUCUACAAGAUCACUGACGAUUCUCUGCUCGAGGGUUGGGAACAGCCAAAGAAUGCCGGCUACAAGGGAUGUCACGGGCUGAAGUUCCCAGUCUUUGAGAAGGAGCUCAAGUGA
Messenger RNA from Williopsis jadinii, 879 nucleotides. RefSeq names its product urea carboxylase-associated family protein. Lineage: Eukaryota; Fungi; Ascomycota; Saccharomycetes; Phaffomycetales; Wickerhamomycetaceae. The coding region runs from base 1 to 879 and encodes 292 amino acids. The transcript has a single exon. The record is from RefSeq and is a predicted model, not a curated record.